Molecule: messenger RNA, 5194 nt
Organism: Brassica napus (rape)
Lineage: Eukaryota; Viridiplantae; Streptophyta; Magnoliopsida; Brassicales; Brassicaceae
Product: paired amphipathic helix protein Sin3-like 6
Exons: 6
Coding region: 3955-4965 (336 amino acids)
Biological process (GO): negative regulation of transcription by RNA polymerase II
Cellular component (GO): histone deacetylase complex; chromatin
Molecular function (GO): transcription corepressor activity
Source: RefSeq, a predicted model, not a curated record
UAACUUCCGGGUGGAAGUAUAACCUACGGAUAGACCUUCGCUUCGAUAUUCAAAUGAGCCAAAAGCAAUAGUCUAUAUCCGUGUGGCCAGCGGGGUUCGAACCAGAGUUCGUUGUAUUGAGUUUAUUUCCUCAAACGCCACUGGACCUUUUGAUUCAUCUUUUCAAUUAAAUCUUACUUCGGAUAAAGAUCAAACGUCAUGAAAACGAUAGUGGCUUGAUUUGGAGAGGAAUAAGAAGAAUCUCUUAAUUGGGACUUUUCUAAUAUAGUGUAUGCUUAUGUGUCUGCAUUAAAUGUCAUGUGUACAAACAACAUGAUUUGACUAGUUCUUCUGGUUUAUAUUAUCUUUAUAGAGCUUUAAAAAAGCCGGGGUGAAGAGAGUCACUUGCAAAAAUACCCUAAUAUCUCCCUCACAGAAGCACGCCGCCAAGCUUACUAUCAGAUCCAGAAUCGGGGAUCUCCGGUGUUUGGCGUUCCUCGCCGGCACCGGAGAUGCUAUCUUGUCUUCGUUCAUAGUAUGGUUGUAGUUAUUGGUGGUACUUAGCUUACUCUCUGAUGGCAUCUCUUUCCCUCAGGUUCAUCUUGUUUGAGGAGCUAGGAGGUUUUGAGGUUUGUUGUUUGUUGUGUAGUGGAGGUCGUGUCUUUGGCGCCGGUGAAUUUCGUUGGAUGAAACCGGUUACGAUUUUCCCCAAAUCUGUGUCCUCAACUCUGUUUCUCACUAGAAAUUGAAUCUAAGGCAUCUUGGGUGGGUUUGAGUUUUUGUCCUCUGUCUUGAAUAAGUAACGGUGUAAGUGGUGGUGUAUUGGUGUUGUGUGGUGAGCAGAACAGGUCUAUCAUCUUUCAGAAGUUUCAGACUGUUGUCACCUCUCCGCCUUAGGAGUCCUUCUCCCGUCCUUUUAAUGAGUGUGUCUCCGGAUGGUCUUAUGUCUCUCUCAUUCCUCGGUGGCUUCUGUUCGGUGAAGCAAUAUAAAGGGGUUGAAGUUCUAAGCUUUCUGAUGAAGGUUCGGUUGAGGAGGGGGUCUUAGUCUCGAGUGUUUGUUUCUUCUCGAUUUGAUGUCUUGUGUUUGGCUCAGUGUUUCUGGCUUUGUACCGUGAACUGGAGGUUCAGGUAUGUUUCAUUGGUCUUUGCAUCGCUUACUAUCUCUUGUGCUUGUGUGGUUCUUGCCAAGAGUUCCGGCUGUUCAAUGAUUAGAUAACUCUCUUCUUUCUCUUUCUUAAGAUGGUUUAUGGGUUUAGAUGUAGGAGCGUAGCCUUGUCUAAUAAUCAUUGUAGUUGUUUAUGUGCUGCCUGUUGUUUGGGCUUUUGAUUCCCUCUUGUGGGCUAAGUUUCCGGGGAUUGUAAGGUGUUUCCGCCGGCUUUGGAUUUCACCCAUGUAUGUUUCUCAGUUUUAUCAAUCAAAUUCAGAUGGAAAAAAAAAAAGAAGAGAGUCACUUGUUAUUGGGUUGAUUAGUUAUGAAUAUUUUUUUUGUUUUAUAUUUGAUAGUAGUUAUAUAGGGACCUUUAGAUUUAUUUGUAUCUUUAAAAAAGUGUUGGAAAAUUUACAAAAAGUCUCUUGAAAUUAAAUGUCAAAAACACCAAACACCAAAAUAGUAUUAGUUUUCAUUAUAGCCCAAUCCAAAUACUAAUCAAUCAUAAUUAUUUUUAAAUUAUAAUUUAAUAUUUAUGCUAAAUCAGUGCAUAGAAAAAUAACAUGAUUAAUGUGGGUCUCUUAGGAUGAGAUUCUUAGCGUAAUAUAAAAACGUCACUUAGCUUUUAACUAAAAAAAACUAAGAAACGUCUCUUAAAACACAUUUAAUGGGGGGUUCUUAGGGUGAGGUUCUUAGAGCAUGUUUAAAUAUUAAGAACCGGUUCUUAGUUUUUUAGUUAAAAAUUAAGAGAUGGAUUUUUAUAUCCCGAUAAGAAUUUCACCCUAAGAACCUCCAUUAAACAUGCUCUUAUAUCUCUUAUUUAAAAUACGUUUAUUAGUUUUCUUAGUUAAAAGCUAAAAGACAUUUCUUAUAUUACGAUAAGAACCCCACCUUUAGAAAUCCGCAUUGAUGCUCUAACAUUUUCUGAUAAAAAUUCAGUAAAAUAUAGUUGAAUUAUUUUCUUAAAUUUAUAAAAAUAUUUCCACUAAUUUCAGAAUUGGUAUGGCCUAAUUAAUAGAGAGAAGAAAAUGAGAGAAUUACGGAAUUAUCUCUUCUGCAAAACAAAUCUCUUAUGAUAUCUUUUGCCUCUUUGGCACCGGGUCUUACCCGUGGUUGUGAGAUGAUUCGUUUUCUUCUCCUUUUUCUUGCUUCCACGUGUUGUUUUUAGUCAAUCUUGAGCUUCAAAAGUUGGUCUUCUAACAUCUGAAGCGUUGGUUGGUAAUAUACGGUGGUCCUGAAGGUGCGAUUGUUCAGGCUUCACGACUUAGAAUUAAGGGGACAGAUUCGAGUUGUGUUCCCCUAAAUCUUCGUCGUUCCCUUCUUCUGCAGAUCUACGGUUGCUCGAGCGUUUCCAGUCUAACAGUGUGGCGAAGGAGAUCUCUCUUUGAUAAUGAUAAGGCGCGACGUAGGGAUCGUGUUUGCGGAUUAAUUCUCUUUUCAGCUUGCAGCUUGCUUUGAGGACCGCGGUGGAGCUCGGGUUAAGGUUCAUCGGUGGUGCUGGAGGUGAGUUGGUUAUGGGGUGUGGUGUCGGCUUAUAUACUCAUCGGCAAAGCUGGUCCAAUCUGUUAACUCCUCCCAUUUUGACACUUCUUUUCUUUCUCGUGUUUUCAUGGAUUCAGUUGUCUUUCCGUCUUUAUAGUGGUUUCGUUUCGUCUUGUUGGCUUGCCUUUUAGGUUUUCCAGCUAGUGAUGGUAUUAUCUUGCGUAUCUCCUCUUUGGUGUUGGCUUGUCAGUGGCGGUUUAUUCAUUUUGUCCCUUUGUUUAUCAAAUUAGGAUUAAGACUAUCCCGGUUUGGGUGAACCGGACUGUACUUUAGUUUGUUUUUUUUUUUUUUUUAAGAAAAUGUUUUCCAACUAUCAAUUUUUGUAAAACAAAAUAUCAAAAUAUUGUAAUAUGAAAACCUUUUUUUUUAAAAAGGUAUAGCUUAAAGGCAGGGCCGGCUUAGAUAGAGGACGAGUGGUGCGACCGCUCCGGACCCAAUCCAUUGUCUCCUAUUUCUUAAUAGAUAAGGGUCUGAUUUUUUUUUAAAUACAUGUAUUUUUAUAUUAAAAAUAAGAGAAGGGGUCCAAAUUUUUUUAUAUGAAAGUAUGUUUUUAUUUCUAUAGAUUUAUUUUAAAAAUACUUCUCGUAUUUUGACAAAAAAAUAUAUCUAUCAGAUUUUUUAAAGAAAAAUAAUAGUUUGGAAAUUAAUUUUUAUUUUGUCCGAGGGCCUAUGACACUAUUGAGUCGGCCAUGCUUAAAGGAAUAUAUUUAAUCCAUCUAAUAAAAUAUUUUUCUGCACCUUCACUUCAUGUAUUUUCCGCUUAUUUUUUUGCUUAAGUUUAUACUCCUUCUGUUUUUGAAAGUAGGAUUUUCUAGAUUUAUUUUGUGUUCCAAAAUGAUAGAUUUUUUAAAAUUUUAAAGUAUUUUAGUAGUUAAUGUUGAAAAAUUAUAUAUUUUUAAGAAACAUUUUUUUUUACGUCAAGAAACAUUUAUUGAAAUAUUUGAAUUGGUUGAAUACUAUUGGUUGAUAUUUAUUGGAAAAUGUAUAGUAAAAUAAAUAAUAAAUUUAAUUGUAAAAGAUUAAUUGUUUCCUUAAUAUGUGUGAAUCUUCUAGAAAAUCUUUCUUUUGAGAAUAGAGGGAGUAUAAUUUAAUCAAAUACAAUUUACUUCAAAAAAAAAUAAAAUAAGAUGAGGCCCAAAGUAUAAAUACACGAUAGCGGAUAGAAAAAAAAAACUCAUUACAGAUUGCUUUCCAAGAAUCGCUCAAGUCACAUACGAUACUCAACUAAGACAAGUCUUCUUGCUCAUCGCCGCUUUUAGUCUUCGUAUUCCCGUCAAAUUCACAUCAUGGGCGGAGGAAGAGUGCAACCGAAGAAUCAAAUGUUCAGUUUUGCGAAACAAUACAUCGCUCGUGUGAAGGAAGCAUUAAAAGAUGAACCUGAAAAAUAUCAAGUGUUUGUCGAUAUGUUAAAGUAUUUCACAAAUCAUCGGAGGUAUGAUGAUGAAGCUACUAUCUUAGCAACGGUGGAUGACCUCUUAAAAGAUCACCCUGAUCUGCGUCUUGAUUUUAAUAACUUCCUUUCUCCCGAGGCUGAGAGCAUCAUCACCCCUCCCGAGGCUAAGAGCAUCAUCCCUCCCACGGCUGAGAGCAUCAUCAUCCCUCCCGAGGCUGAGAGAACCAUCCCUCCCAAAGCUGAAGAAACCAUCACUCCCGAAGCUGAGAGAACCAUCCCUGAUGAGGCUGAGAGAACCAUCAUCACUCCCGAUGCUAACAAACAGUUAAGCAAAUAUCAAACCAUGGUUGAUAGAAGAGUAUCGCGGGAGCUAACCUUAGAUGACGAUGCGCAUCCAUACAUUGCUUCUGUGAAAAAAGCAUUUUGUGAUGAACCUGGAAAAUAUAAGGAGUUUCUACAGAUCUUGCAUGCUUAUUCUCAUCUCGGGAAGGAUGUCCCUAGUACCACUGCAAGGAUGAGGGAACUCAUGAAAGAGCACAAGAAGCUGUUUCGUGGUUUCAGAGUCUUCCUUCCGGAUCAUGCUAAGACAACCAUCAUUCUCAAGGUUAAGAGCACCAUCCCUCCUCCCGAGGCUGAGCAUCAUGGUACUGCUCAGUCUAAUAGUAAGAAAAGAAAACGUGUGGAGUUUGAUGAUACGAGUUUUGUCGACAAGCUUAAGAUAAGAUUUCGGAGCCUUGAUACUCAUGUAGUUGAGUCCUUCCGAAAGACGAUGAAAAAAUAUGAAGAGGGAAAGAAGUCGAAAAGGAAGGUGUACAACAAGGUCCUGAAUCUUCUCUACUAUCAUGAAGACUUGACCGAGGACUUUACCAGAUACUUCAAACGACAAAAAAUCCUUAAGGAAUAGCAUCAUCAACAUCUCGUAAAGAUACUAAACAACAUGACUUAUACCGUUGCUUCUAAAAUGACGUUUGGUGCAGAAAGUAGAUCAUAAUAUUAAAUGUGAAGAACACUAACGAGAAGAGCUUUGUAUAGUUUCUUUUCUAAAAAGUGUAGAGUUUAGUUCAGCUCUUCUGACGAGCACAUAACUUCUUGUUACAUUAUGAAUAUUUUAUACUCAAAGGUGUUUGAUUUGA